AUCCAACCAGAGGCGAUAAAGGCCCAGGAUGGAGACACAGAGAAACUUCAACAUCGACUCAGACAGUGGCGUUCUGACUGUGGUGACCGCCCUGGACAGGGAGGAGAUGGACAGCGGCGUGGUCUCUGUCAGCAUCAAGGCGGCCCAGACAGAUGACGGUUCGAAGACAGCUGAUGCUAUGGUGUUCGUCACUGUUGAGGAUGAGAACGACAACGCUCCAGAGUUUGAGCUGCCCAUCUACUCGGUAUCUCUCUUGGAAAACUCUCCUGUUAGUGUCGUUUUGUUCAGAGCCCUCGUCACUGACCCGGACCAGGGAGGGUUUGAGGGAACUUUGCAGGUCCUGCCAGAAUCCACUCCUUUCUCUAUCAGCCCUGAUGGGACGGUGCGGGUGAAUGACUCCGCGGCUCUGGACAGGGAGACCACUGAGAUCUUCACGUUUCAGAUCAAAGCGAGGGAGACGGAUCCACCCAACAACGUUGCAACAGCAAACGUCAGUGUAACUCUCCUGGAUGAGAACGACAACAGUCCUAUGUUCUCCAGGAAAAAGUACGAGGGAAAGGUGUUUGCAAACCAGACGGUGGGAAUGUCGCUGGUCCAGGUUCAGGCAGAGGAUCCGGAUGCUGAUGUAAAUGGGCAAAUCAAAUACUCUAUUGACUUUGGGGACGACGACGGCUACUUCUCAGUCAAUGAAAGCACUGGAAACAUCUUGCUGGCUAAAACCAUUCCCCUGGUGGAGAACAGGAUUUUGGAGUUCCCGCUCUACAUAACGGCCCGAGAUGGUAGAUCCAAACAGGUUUUCUCAGUGUUGCCUGCCAAAACCAAUCAAUCAUUAAAGUCAAGAAUCACUUCCUCACUAACUCUAAAGAUCUCGCUGCUGAGGCAUACUGAGGCCUGUGUCUGGUGUGAAAAGCCUUACAGCAGAUAUAGAGGUAACUGUGGUGGUGUUAUUGUGAUGAAGCAGAGGCACGUCGACGGUGGAAGCUGCUCCCAGAAUACAGGCAACCACCUGAGCCUGGACAGAAGGAAGGUAAAAGAUCUGUCAUUAAUGAUGUCCUUCUCCACCUCUCCUCUAGGGGGCGUCGUGUCCCGCUUCUCCUCGGCCCUGGUGAACAUUCGUGCUCCCGGUAACUCAAAACCUCAGUUUUUAGAGAAAGACUACCGUGGCACCAUAGAAGAAGAGCAGGACCCUGGGGUUGUGAUUGUCAGGGUAAGUUUCUCCGUGCACAGACGUGUUCAGGUUGUCCACAUCAAGCCAGUCACCGUAUACAUCCCGUUAUCUUUGUGGUUUCAGGUUCGCUUCCUCUCAGCUGAUGCUGUGACGUUGAGCGUUAAAACGGAACCAGACAAGUUCUCCAUCUCCCCCGAAGGUGAACUCACCACCAAGGUGAAGCUCGACUACGACGAGGCCCCUCACAACUACUCCGUGGAGAUCGUCAUCACUGACGAGCUCAACAGUGACAUCACGGUCGUGAAGGUUCACGUCACGGACAUCAACGACAACAGUCCCGUCUUUGCCUCCAGUUCUGUCACAAGAUCAGUCCCAGAGGACGCAGAGCCGGGAUCCAAUGUCACCGCAGUUCCAGCCACAGACAAAGACAGCGGCUUCAACCAGGACAUCAGAUACUCGCUGAGAGGAGGAGGCGGGAGCUUCUCUAUCGACCCCGUGUCAGGGAUGGUGCGUGUGGAUGCUGCUCUCGACAGGGAGACGCAGGCGCAGUACGACCUGCAGGUGGUGGCCGAGGACCAGGGCCGCCCGGCCAGGUCGGCCACGGCCACCCUGCUGGUCCAGGUGUCCGACGUCAACGAUAACGUCCCUAGGUUCCCUAAGGCCGAGGACGAAGUUAAAGUCCUGGAGACAAAGCCAGUGGGUACAGUCCUGCUCACAUUGUCAGCCGUAGACCCCGAUGACGGAGCCAACGGGAGAGUCAGCUACAGCCUUGUCCAGCAGAGUCCCUCGUCAGACCCGGCUGUGUUCGAGCUGGACUCCUCCAGCGGGACUCUGCGUCUGGUCCAGCCUCUGGACUACAGCCAGGUGAAGGUGUACAGGCUGGAGGUUCAGGCCUCUGAUGGGGGGACGCCCUCUCUGGUUGGGAACAGCUCUGUGGUGGUGUGGGUGCAGGACGUGAACAACAACCCACCUGAGUUCAGUAAGGAACGCUACGAUGUGGCCGUGCCCGAGAACCUGGCCAGCGCGGCGUCCAUCCUGACACUGGAGGUCACUGACAGGGACGAGGGUGGAUUCUCCAACGGCUACUUCCUCUACAACAACGACACCUUUGACAUUAACAAACAAGGUGUGGUCUCCCUGAGGAAGGACGCCGCCCUGGACAGAGAGACAAAGGACAGCUACAUAUUACAGGUCGUGGCCGUGGAUCAGGUCACUGACGGUCUGAGAGCCACGGCCCAGCUCAACAUCACUGUCCUGGACUAUAACGACAACGCCCCGCAGUUUCCGAGCAUCGCAGAGCCCCUGCUGAUCCCUGAGGGCGACUACUCAGAGGAAGCUCCAGGAGAGAUUUCCACCAUCGUGCCCACAGACGCUGACCUCGGCCUCAACGGAGAGGUCACGCUCUCACUCGCCUCCUCGCUCCCGCUCUUCAGAUUCAGAGAGGACGGGACGUUGCUGGCUGUCGGAGCUCUCGACCGGGAGAGCAGGGACACGUACGAGCUGCUCGUGAAGGCCUCGGACAAAGGAAGCCCACAGAGAGAGAACUUCACCACCGUCACCGUGCGCCUCCUUGACGUCAACGACAACAGGCCUGAGUUCAGCUCCAGCAGCUACGUCAGCAGCAUCCUGCUGAGAGACGCUGAGGAGGGGAGGCUGCUGCUGACGCUGUCCGCCACCGACAGAGACGCCGGGGACAACUCGCUCAUCAGCUACAGCUUCAGUAGCGGAAGUUCUCCGUACUUGGCCCUGAACAAUGAGACCGGGGCAGUGACCCUGACCUCUGACCUUGCUGAUGUCACAGAGGACACCACACUGGAGCUGACAGCCAUGGCCAAAGACCACGGUCGGCCUCCUCUGAACUCCACAGCCCGUGUAGUGGUGUGUCUGAGGGUCGCCAGUCUGGUGGAGGGCGUGGGCUUCCUCAGCCCCGCCUACAACUUCAGCCUACCUGAGAACCAGCCGGCGGGGGCGGUGGUGGGG
Messenger RNA from Monopterus albus (swamp eel), 3148 nucleotides. RefSeq names its product cadherin-23. Lineage: Eukaryota; Metazoa; Chordata; Actinopteri; Synbranchiformes; Synbranchidae. The annotation marks the transcript as partial. Gene Ontology annotation, molecular function: calcium ion binding. Gene Ontology annotation, biological process: homophilic cell-cell adhesion. The record is from RefSeq and is a predicted model, not a curated record. The transcript has 14 exons. Gene Ontology annotation, cellular component: plasma membrane.